This is a messenger RNA of Momordica charantia (bitter melon), 1846 nucleotides long. Its product is annotated as alpha-L-fucosidase 1. Gene Ontology annotation, molecular function: alpha-L-fucosidase activity. Gene Ontology annotation, cellular component: lysosome. The record is from RefSeq and is a predicted model, not a curated record. NCBI's taxonomy places the organism in Eukaryota, Viridiplantae, Streptophyta, Magnoliopsida, Cucurbitales, Cucurbitaceae. Gene Ontology annotation, biological process: fucose metabolic process; glycoside catabolic process.
CCAAUCCAAAUUGUCAUUUAGCACUUUCUGAAUUUCACAAAAACAGAAUCUUUCCCCCACUUUCCUCUGCCCCUCCAUUUUCCAAUAUCCCACCAUUUUUUUGUCCCAUUGCUCAGUUCAGAGAAAUGAUCAUCCAUGGCAACAACAAAUUGGGUCACUGUUACUAUUCCUUGAUCCCCAUUUUCACGUUCCUCCAUGUCCUCAAAUUGGGUUCUUCAAAUCUCAAAAUUGUACCCACAACAACAACUCCUCCUCCAUUGCCAAUUCUACCCCUCCCUUCCUUCUCCCAACUCAAAUGGCAGCAGCGGGAGGUCAUCAUGUUCCUCCAUUUCGGACCCAACACCUUCACCGGCUCCGAGUGGGGCACCGGCCGUGAGUCCCCCGCCGACUUCAACCCCGCCGCCCUCGAUGCCGCACAGUGGGCCGCCACCGCCGCCGCCGCCGGAAUUUCCCUCAUGAUUCUCACCGCCAAGCACCACGACGGAUUCUGCCUCUGGCCCUCCCGAUACACCACGCAUUCCGUCGCUAGCAGCCCUUGGAAGAACGGCCGUGGCGACGUCGUCCGGGAACUCGCCAACGCCGCCGCCGCCCAAGGCAUCGACGUUGGACUGUACCUCUCGCCGUGGGACCGCCACGAUCGGAGAUACGGCCAUGAUUUGGCGUAUAAUGAAUACUACUUGGCGCAGUUACAAGAGCUUCUCGCAAGAUAUGGAAAUGUGAGAGAAAUUUGGUUCGAUGGAGCAAAAGGGAAGAAUGCGGCGAACAUGUCGUAUUACUUCUCCGACUGGUUUGCGAUGGUGAAGGAGUUGCAGAGCUCUAUCAACAUAUUUUCCGAUGCCGGACCGGACGUCCGAUGGGUCGGAAAUGAGAAGGGCUCGGCCGGGACACCCUGCUGGUCCACCAUCAAUCGGACUUCCCUUGCCAUUGGAGAAGAAGGCAUUUCCGAGUACCUAAGCAAGGGCGACCCAAAAGGGACACAUUGGGUAGCACCAGAAUGUGAUGUAUCCAUAAGAGAAGGGUGGUUUUGGCACAAAUCAGAGUCCCCAAAAAGUGUAAAAAAACUUCUAAAAAUCUACUACAACUCAGUGGGAAGAAACUGUGUCCUCCUCAUCAACGUCCCUCCCAAUUCCACUGGCCUAAUUCCCCAACAAGAUGCCCACACCCUCAAACACUUCAAGUCCGCCAUUGACACAAUUUUCUCCACAAACUUGGCCCAAGAUUGCUCUCUCAAAGCCAGCAGCCAAAGGGGUGGCAAAGAUGGUGCUUUUGGGCCUCAAAAUGUGCUGGAUGAUGACCAUUUAUGGACAUAUUGGGCACCCAGACAAGAAGUUGAUGAUGACAGUGACCAUUGGAUCGAGAUCAGAAGUCAGCCAGAUCGACGGCUGAGAUUCAAUGUGGUGAGGAUCCAGGAGGCCAUAGGGCUUGGCCAGAGGAUCAAACGGCAUGAGAUUUAUUUGGAUGGUAAGAUGAUUGUGAGUGACGGAACUGUUGGGUAUAAGCGGCUGCACAGGAUUGGGAGUGGGGUGGUUUCUGGGCGUGUUGUGAGGGUCAGGUUCACUGAGUGUAGGGCUAGGGCAGUCCCUUUGAUCUCCUCUUUGGGUCUGCAUUUGGACCCCUUUUGGGACCCCACUGGGCUCUGAGAUGCCCUACAACUUAAGGGAUAUGGGGGGCCCUAUUUAUUACUCAAUAAUUAACCUGAUUGGACAAUCCUUCUUGCUCAGCCCAUUUUCGAUCUUCGUGAAAUUCUUUGUUCAAAUGGGCCAUCUGAUGUAUCCAUUCCUUUCGAAGGGAACAACGACUGGUUGAGACAUAAAAUGUCGUAAGUUCGAAUCCUCACUUCUACGUA